CCUCGUCUUUUUGAUGAACAAAUGUUAACACGGGUUUUUGGUAUCUGCUCACAUGCAGAUGUGAGGGGUGAGAGGAGCAGCUAUGAUUUUCAAUGCAACAGCUGGUGGAUUUGUUAUCUUCAUUCUCUGUGCAGCAGUGGUGCAGAGUCAGAAUGACUGGGGGGUGACUUACACCUCCGCUAGCAUCUGUGCCUUAACGGGAUCAACUGUAAAAAUGAGCUGCAGAUACAGACACCCAACCAGAGACAAUAACCAGAAGAUCACUGUAACAGAAACAUUCUGGUUUGUUCACUCUGAAAAUGAACAUGUGGAUCGAACAUUCAAGUACUCUGGUCGUGUUCAGCAUCGCUGUAAUAAAAAUGUCUGCACACUGACCAUCUCGAACGUGAGAGAGAGCGACUCAGCAGAAUACAAGUUCAGGUUCAUUACAAACUCACCAGGUGGACGCUUUACUGGUUCUCCGGGAGUCUUUUUAACGGUUUCAGGUGUGAAGAAUCCACCCUGCACCGAAGUGACUUACAAUCAAAAAAGAAUCUGCGCAGUCAAAGGAUCAUCAGUGAGCAUUUCCUGUUCAUACAGUCCACAAUAUGUCACAUCAAAAUUCUGGUACAUUCCUGGACGCAGUUACCAGUGGCGGUCUCCUUCACAAGCUGAGGAUCUUAAACAUGACCGUCAGUAUUUAAAUCGUGUUUGGGUCUUUGACACAACAGAACAAUCCUCUCUGACAAUCUUCAACUUGACAGAAAGUGAUUCAGCUGAAUAUCGCUUCAAAUUUCAAACAAGUUGGUUUGAAUGGCGAAGUGAUGCAGAUGGAGUAACUCUAACAGUCACAGCUCUGCAGGUGCAGGUGACCAAAACAUCACCUUAUCGGAAUGGUACCAAUAUACAGCUGAGGUGUCACAGCAUCUGCAGCCCAACUGAUCGUCAUUCCUUCAUCUGGUUCAGGAACGGACAUAUAAUAAGAGAGGGCACGAGCUCCUUUAUAGAUAUUUAUUAUCUUGGAGGCCAAAUCUCCUGUGCAGUUAAACAAGACAAACACAGAGCUCCUGCAGUGUAUGCUCCAGAUUCUCCCUCAGUGUGGGUGAAUUCUUCUGGUGAAAUCAUGAUGGGUCGUUCUGUAAAGCUGACCUGCAUCAGUAGCGCUAACCCAGAAGCUAACUACUCCUGGUACACGAAAAACAGACCUGAAGCCCUUCAGCCUCCCAGUAAAGCUCCAGACUUUGUCAUCAGCUCCAUUCAGCCCUCUGACUCUGGAGAGUAUUACUGUACUGCUGAGAAUGAGCUGGGCAGGACAACAUCUGGAAACACACACAUUGAUGUAAAAUAUGCUCCAAAGCAUCCCUCAGUGUCAGUGAAUCCCCCUGGUGAGAUAGAGGAAGGCCAGUCAGUAAAUCUAACUUGUAUCAGUGAUGCUAACCCAGCAGCUACUUACACCUGGUACAAGGAAAACCAGACAUCGCCUCCAGCAAAGAAAGUCAUUUAUCACUUUACCACUAUCAGUCGAAAUGAUUUUGGGCUCUACCUCUGCACAUCUGAGAAUAAGUAUGGACAAAGAAACUCCUCCUCUGUCUACAUAGACGUCCAGUAUGCUCCAGAUGUUCCUUCAGUGUCAGUGAGUCCCUCUGGUGAGUUAGUGGAGGGUGCUUCAGUGAAUAUGACCUGCAGCAGUGAUGCUAACCCAGCAGCUAACUUUACCUGGUACAAGGAAAACGAAGACUCACCAAAAGCAUCAGGACAGAUGUUUACCAUCAAUGAUAUCAGAUCUGAACAUGGUGGAAUUUACUACUGUAGAGCCCAGAAUCGAAGAGGACAUAAGAAGUCCAACCUACAUUUGAUCAUUGCUUCAAGUUCAGUCAAAUCAGCUGUAGCUACUUCCAUCACUGUUUUUUUUUCUGGCCGUCAUCCUGUUUAUCUGCAUUGUUGCUGGCGUUCUGUUCAGAAGAAGGAGGUCCUCAAAACAAAGCUCAGAGUCCAGAAAGAGACCAGACAGCAAUGCACAGAAUGUGGCUCCAGAAUAUGACAAUGUGUCGGUGGCAGGACUCAGACCACCUGAGAAGCAGGAUGAAAUUCAGUACGCCAGUGUACGUUUCAUUAGGAAGCAGGAGGAUGCUCUCUACUCCAACAUUACGCUGGCUCAGCCCAAGAGAUACAAGGAUGAAGAUGAGGAAUACGAAGAUGGAGAGUACGCACUUGUCAACUUUAGCAGAGCCUCCUCCUGACUGAGACGUCAUGCUUCUGCAGAGGAUACAUCAGCAAAGUUAACAAAAACCACAGAGUGUAAAAACACCUCGAUCUAUGGCCACACUUCUCACACACAGCUUGUUGUUUUUGUGCACAAACACACCUUCAGCUGGUAGAUUGUUCAAUAAUGUGCAGGAAUUCAUCACCUCAGAUUCUACACAGAGAUCAGCUGGUAUUUAUUGUCUUAACAGAUGCAUUUUGGUAUCUUUUGUUAAAUUGACUUGAUUGUUCCGUUUUUGUGUGUAUAUCCUGUUAAAUGUUAUUGAAUAAAGGUAUGAAAUUCUUAAAUGUGUCUCUUGGACUUUGUCAGGUAUCUUCUUAACGAAAGGGGCUCAGAGUUUGUAGGUGAAACAGAAACAUAAAC
This is a messenger RNA of Melanotaenia boesemani (Boeseman's rainbowfish), 2605 nucleotides long. RefSeq names its product B-cell receptor CD22-like. NCBI's taxonomy places the organism in Eukaryota, Metazoa, Chordata, Actinopteri, Atheriniformes, Melanotaeniidae. Bases 83 to 2020 code for a protein of 645 amino acids. The transcript has 11 exons. The record is from RefSeq and is a predicted model, not a curated record.